Gregarina niphandrodes is the source of this 1617-nucleotide messenger RNA. RefSeq lists its product as hypothetical. The transcript has a single exon. NCBI's taxonomy places the organism in Eukaryota, Apicomplexa, Conoidasida, Eugregarinorida, Gregarinidae. Bases 1 to 1617 code for a protein of 538 amino acids. The record is from RefSeq and is a predicted model, not a curated record.
AUGAAUAACCCGAUCGCGUCCUUGUUGCUGGCGCGCAGCCAGCAAGUUUACACACACCAGUCGCUGGUGGGUGCGCAGCAGGCGGUACAGGAGGCGGUACAGCUCCCGCCGGCGUCGAGUCGAUCCGCGAAGGUCGUGACGUCGCCGCCCGUCGCGGUCGGGGCGGUGCAGUCGGCGCGUUUGGCUACGACCGCGACCACCUGGCCCUCCACGACCACCAGCCCGGCUAUAGUCGCCUCCGCCGAAAUGGCUACGAACCUCGCCCAAGGCCACAGGAGCCUCGGUACCGGACUCGGUACCGGACUCGGUACCGGACUCGGUUCCGGACUCGGUUCCGGACUCGGUUCCGGACUCGGUUCCGGUCUCAGUUCCGGCCUCAGUUCCGGCCUCAGUUCCGGGCGCGGCUACACCUCCAAGGUUGGUUACGACUACACCCCUGGCGUCACCUCUGGUGUCCGGACGGCUGCUUACCAAGAGCGGCGCAGCCUGAGUCACGGGCGUUCGCAGGCGGCUUUUGAGAUCCGCCAACAGAGCCAGAACCAGCAACACCCGACCAGUCCUCCGAUGGUCAUGGAAGUGGGUCGGCCGGUGGAUAAGCAGUACAUGUCGCGCCCGCCCGCGAUGCUCAAGAUCGAGGACACGAUGACGGAACUCGGCCGGCCCCAAGUUGUGCGGGACUCCAGAGACCGCGAAAGAGAACGAGAGAGGGAGCGUGCGUAUAGCACGAACAGUGUAGAGCAGCUCGUACCCCGACCUCAGCAUCCAGGCACGACGAGGGAAGGUGCGCAUAUCGUUUCUCGGGACUCGCGACCCACGACUUACCCGCCGAUUUCAACUCGCCAGAAACGCGUUAUCGAAGGCGAGGGCAAGGCUGGUGACGGCGAGAAACAACACCCCCCGCAGUUCCAAUCUAACGAAGAACAUCAUCCAUCUCUGGGUGAAGUCUACCACUCCUCCAGACUCCAAAACUCUGCACUCCAGGGUCAGGGCAAGUCCUCCGUCCAAACAUCCUCCCAGUUCCAGAACAUUUCUAAUCUCCAAGCAAGUUCAACCCAGCAGAGCUUCCAAGCGGCCUCCUAUUCUCUCGACCGCCCGUCGCUCGGCCGUCCCUCUCUGGACCGUCCUACCGGGGACCGCUAUUCGGUGCCUGCUGUCUCAUCCACAGCUCCUGCGUCGAUGGCGUAUAUUAACACAGGUGAGGCGACUCCCACUAACGCGUACGCCGCAUGGACUAGUGGGUCGGAGCGGCCUUUUGCGGAACGGUCGUUAGCGGAAAGAUCUUUUACGGGGGGUACGUCGAAGACGACCUUGACGCGUACAUCAGGCCCAGUGACGACGACGGUUACGACUACGCAGGGUGUAGGUCCCCUUACGGGAAGGACGUUAGCAGCACCGCCGCCCACGACCGAGCGUCUGAGCACCGCGGAGCGGACGCCCGUUGUCGUCAACUACGCGCCGAGACCUGGCGCGGUCGAACCGUUGAUGCAGUCACCUUUAGCCGGAGGCCGCGACAAAAAAGCCCUCCCUGGAGAACCAGCCAAUCCCAAGACGGGCCACUUCGCUGGCUGCAAAUGCUGCAAGUGCAGAGGAAACUGCAAAAGCUGGCUCCUAGACUAA